This is a messenger RNA of Phyllopteryx taeniolatus (common seadragon), 1948 nucleotides long. Its product is annotated as cyclin-J-like. Lineage: Eukaryota; Metazoa; Chordata; Actinopteri; Syngnathiformes; Syngnathidae. Gene Ontology annotation, molecular function: cyclin-dependent protein serine/threonine kinase regulator activity. The record is from RefSeq and is a predicted model, not a curated record. Gene Ontology annotation, biological process: regulation of cyclin-dependent protein serine/threonine kinase activity; mitotic cell cycle phase transition. The coding region runs from base 372 to 1328 and encodes 318 amino acids. The transcript has 6 exons. Gene Ontology annotation, cellular component: cytoplasm; cyclin-dependent protein kinase holoenzyme complex; nucleus.
UAAAUGCAUUCGAUGCGCAGUCCUGUUAAAUAAAGGUCACUGGGUUUUUUUCUCCCCUGGAAAAAUAAUCGUUUUGGGAUCAAACAAUAUGUUUGAAUUUGAUAUGAUAUAACAUAACGUAAUUUGUCAUCAGCUAUGAACAAAUAUACUUGGGACCAUCCAGUGCGGCGUGUUUCAUUUUGUAAUUGAUGGUUACUCACCUUGACGGUGAUAUUUCCGGUGGCGAUGAAGGCCGCAGCUGUGUUCGUGUGCUCUGUUUUCUUCGUUGGACGGGACGAGGCUUCAAUCACUGACCGAUUUCGACGAGUGAGCCGAGGGAGUUGACUACAUUGGAAUUUACUUCGCCGCAAACGGCCCACUAUAUUCCCUUCAUGUGCUCACUAGAUGUUUCACAAGCCCCUGUGUUAAAUGGAGCUAGAGGACCAAUGGUGGAAAGGACAACUGGCUACCGAUAUAUACCAGGCGCUGCGAUACAAUCUAGACAUCUUGCUGUCUACCUGCUGGACCUCUUCAUGGACCGCUACGAUGUCACAGUGCAGCAGCUUCACAUGGUCUCGCUCUCAUGUCUGCUUUUGGCUAGUAAAUUUGAGGAACGGGAAGACAGGGUUCCAAAAUUGGAGACUCUGAACAGCCUGGGGUCCAUGAGCUCCAUGAACAUAGUUUUGACCAAGCAGGCUCUACUACACAUGGAGCUUUUCCUGCUAGAAUCCUUCCAGUGGAACCUGUUCCUCCCCACAGCAGCUCAUUUCAUAGACUACUACCUUUCUAUCGCAGUCCACGAGGGAGAUCUCCAUGAUGGCUGGCCUAUGACCUGUCUAGACAAAACGAAUCUCUACAUGGCCAAGUAUGCUGAUUACUUCCUGGAAGUCUCCCUGCAAGAUCAUGUGUUUUUAUGUUUUGCACCCUCUCUGGUGGCUGCUGCAUGCGUGGCUGCCUCACGCCUCAUCCUCCAUGUAUCCCCUACAUGGCCCCCCCGAUUACAGCGGCUCACAGGCUAUACAUGGGAGAACCUAGUCCCCUGUGUUGAGAAACUCCUCAUUGCACAUGACAGUGACGUCAAAGAGGCAAACAAGCAGAAGUGCCCACAGCCACAGCAGCAAGGCCAGACAGUGUACCACAGUUCGAGCCAGGCAGCCACUGUGGCCCAGUACCUGCACCGGCCCAGCAUGCAAUACACCCAGCAAGCUACACAGCCAGCUCUAGCCCCAAACCACAGGCCUGCCUCAUAUCUGGCCCAUACCACCACCCUGCAGGUCCCAAAAUGGUCCCCCGGAGGGCAGUACUCAAGUCAUCGCUGCUUCAUUGGAGCCAAAGUCAAACCUUACUAACAGGGCUUAGCAAGUUGGCAGGCACUAGAGUUGCACAUCAUGCUUUGACAGAUGAUGGACUUUUGGGAUUGGGAAGAAAUGACAAGAUAUCUUUCUUUGUACUAAAAGGCAUUACACUGCAUGAAAAAGCAUGUUUUUAAUUUGAAGGGACUUGACGAGAUAGAUGCCUCACUUUGGGCCACAAGGUUUAAGCUAUGUGGAAAAUGCAUGCUUUGUAGUAAUUUUCUGGAGAGCCAGUAUUUGGAUUUUUGUUCGAUAACUGGUAUGAGUACCACGAGAGUUCGCACUGGUGUAUUACUAGUAUCAUAGUUUUGUGUCAGGCCAUAAUUCUAUUUAUUUAAGCCAAAGUACCUUAGAAGUAUUGAACGGAAAAUGCCUUACAGCCAUGUUUUUGAUAACAAUGCACAGAAUUCAUGUCCGUUUGUGGCCAAUGAAAAUUUUGUGAGCACAAUUGUUGACUUUUUCUGUACCUGUAUUUAUUUUUUUCUGUUUAUGUACUUAUGAACUGUGGAAAGAAUAAGUUCAUAUGCAGAGAUAUUGUUGCUCUUCUGUACACACAUUAUUUCAGUCAGUGCUAUGCACUAAUGAUUGUUUUAUAUAAAAUACAAAUCUCUGUUGAA